Molecule: messenger RNA, 2595 nt
Organism: Rodentolepis nana
Lineage: Eukaryota; Metazoa; Platyhelminthes; Cestoda; Cyclophyllidea; Hymenolepididae
Source: the annotation of a GenBank genome assembly
AUGUUGGUCGUACCUUCAAAAGACACAAAUGCUAAUGUCGCCUCGGAGGUGACAAUUGACUAUGACGAGUCCAUGGAUGUUGGUAAGAUCUUUGCAGAUCGAUGCAGAGAAAGGCGGGAUACAUCCGAGGGUAUUAUUGCCAUUGAGGUGCUCAUUUGUCUCAUGAAGUGCCGUAAUAUCAGAACUGUACAGGGUCUUGACGAAAUGGUAAAUGAUGCUGUUAAGAAGCUGCAAAAAACCAAUGAAAGUAAUUGCUCCGUUAAAUCUGCCUGCGACAUCUUUCAGCAUUUUAUUACAAUGGCAAAUCUGGAUGUUACGCUUUCCUAUGAACAGUUGAAGAAGAUGCUUCUUGACCGAGCUCGAAUGUAUUUGAGAAAAAUGAAGGGUUUCAGGGAUAACAUCGCUAGAAAUACUAACCAUCUGAUCGGCAGUAACUUCAAACUUUUGACCCAUGCUAAAUCUCGCAACGUCGUACAUUCCUUGUCUUACAUUGUUAAUAAUGAAAAGAAUCCAAGAUCGCUACAUUGCUAUGUCACACAAUCCAUGCCAAGUAAAUCUGGCGAACUGAUGGUUAAGGAGUUGGCAAAACACGGUGUAAGCUGUACUCUUGUACCAGACACCGCUGUAGGUUACAUCAUGCCGGAGAUUGAUGCCGUUGUUCUUGGAGCUGAAGCUGUCGUUGAGAGCGGUGGUGUCUUGAAUGCUUUGGGCUCUUGCUCGGUUGCUAUGAUAGCUUGCACUCUACGCAAACCGGUUUACGUUCUCGUGGAGUCUUUCAAAUUUCUUCGGGUCUACCCUUUCAACCAAUCGUACAUACCAGAUGAAUUGAAAUGGAAACACCAUAAGCAACCGACAGCACUUUCAAUUGCUGAUGGGUCAGUGGACGCAGAAAAGGAUAAUGAGAAUGUGCCGGCCCCGGCAUCAACCUCGAAGUACGACACCUGGGUUAAUAUAAAAAAUUCAAAUUCGGAAAAACCGAAGACUGAAGUACCGUCUAUCGAUUAUACAAGUCCCAAUUACAUUACCGCACUUAUCACUGAUCUUGGUAUUCUGGACACUGCGGCUUUAUAUCUCAUGGGACGUUUAUUUCCACUAUUAUGUGUUAUUGUUGCUCUUGCCUCGAAUGUGGCUUAUAGUAAGCCAAAUCCGAAUGGAAGCAAACUUUUGAUUCUCUUUAUCGAUGGCUUGAGACACGAUUACUUCGAUCACGUUUAUGAUACCGGAGGCGUCUAUCAAAUGCGUGAUAAUGGAUGUCAUGUGCCAAAAGUGAAGCCGCUUUUCCCCUCCAAUUGUUUCACCAACAUUCAUGCUCUCUUCGCAGGUCGUCAGUCAGAGCAUUUCAACAGCUUCAAUCUUACCACUGGCAUACAUUUCAGACACCGCGAUCUCCUUUGGUUUAGAGCUGCAGAAGAGGGCAAGAAUGUUAAGUUAUACCACUUCCCAUUCUGUCCUGACAUUCGUGAAAAAGGCAUUCGCUGCGUUCCACGAAGGAAAUACUGGAAGUAUACUCUUAAAUCAACUCUUGCUACUGCUAUGCACUCAUUGGCUAAUGAGACCACCGAUCUUGCAAUUGUCUACUACGAUGAACUCGAUACAAUCGCUCACCACUCUGGUUCCUCCAUGGAUGUUAUGAUGGAGAAUGACACCAUCUUUACAGUUGAUGAGGCAAUUUUAAGUGUUGUAGAGCAUAUUAAAAUCCACCCCGAGGAGAAUAUCAACUUUGCGAUUGUCUCCGAUCAUGGCAUGACAGAUAUCAAGGGCUUCGUCACUGCUGAACACAGAUUCUUUUGGUUUGAUAUCAUCCGUGUUGUCAAUCAUGGAGCGGUUGCGGGCCUAUGGCCCAAGCCUGGUGCCUUUAAGGAAGUCUAUGAAUUUGUGAGAAGGGACAGUGAUUAUUACAAGACGUACACGCCGGAAUCACUACCAAUGCAAGCAUGGCCAUCCUCGGAACUCCCACCUAUUGUCGUAGUUGCCACUCCCCCCUACUUCAUCGAUAUAAGUUACCAUCCCUUCAGGGCUCUGGAUCAUCUCAACCCCCAAAAGUUGCCUAGAAAGCUCAAGGCUGGUCACGGCUACCUCUCAACAGUUGAGGACAUGCUAACCACCUUCUUGGCCUAUGGUCCAGCUUUCACACAGGGCUGUGGCAUUAAUAACAAUGGAAGCUUCUUCACCUAUGAUGUUUUCCCAAUUAUUCAUAAAGCUCUUUUCUCAAAACCACCUCCACCAGUUGCUACAUCUUCAACCACCCCAAAACCGACUGAAUCCAAGACUACAACUACAACUUCCACCACCACCACUACCACCAUCACCACUUCUCCUUCCGUCGCGACUACUACAAUGCAAACACCAAAACCAGAGGCCAUAAGCAGCGCUGGACAAUCGUCUGGAUGGGAGUUUAAAUUUGCGCUGGGAAUGAUUUGCACUCUAUUUGCCAUAAUUCUCCUCCUCGGUCUGGUGAUAGUGCGUCUCCUGAGAAAGAAAUAUGUACGAGAUGAUAGGGUUCGCCUCUUUGAUUCUUUCACAGAAGCGAAAUUCUUCGUUGGUAACGAAAACCAGCAGCAUCAAGUAGACGGCAUGAGGGACUCGAGGGUCUAG